AUGCAUCAUCUCGAGCAGGCGCUAACGCGUAAGAAGAGCAGUAGCUGGCUAUCGCUUCUUAAAGAUGGUCGCAAGGGAGGCAGUUCCAAGUCCACGUCAGCAGCAGCAACAGCCGAGCCUACGUUAGCAGCAACGGAAGGCCACCAUGUCCCGCCAGCAGGAGAGGAGAUCCCAGACGAGGCUCGGGUCAAGCCUAACCGAACCUCCAGCGGAGGCUCGUUAUUGGACUGGAAAGGGAAGGGCAAGAAGGAUAAGCCUAGGAGCCAUGCAUCGGGGAAGAGCGAACCGGGCCCGCCUGCCGUAACUAUCGAGGUUACUAGGGCAAGGGUUGACGACGAUUGUCUUCCUCUUGCGUCUCCUUCCUCCACCGCAGUCUCUUCCGUUCCUUCCGCCUCCUCCCUCUCCUCCUCCUCCUCCCGUUCCACCUCAGCACGCUCCUCUUUGGAGCGUCCCGUUGACGGCAUCCCCUCUAUAGACCGUUCCGUUAGAGACGAUGAGUCGCCUAUGGCUCUCCAAACGGCUGACUCGCUGCGCAUCCACAGGAAGGCCAAGGAAGCUUCAUCGAAGCAGCACGACGGCACCUCGCCAGUCCCGCAGAUGAAGCUUCGGAUGGAGCCGCCAGUGCCGAGCCUCGAAGGGUCAGACCGAACCUCGGGCGCGAGCAGCCGAGCCAGCAGCAGCGGAAGCGAGAGCGGGAGCGCGACCGCCAGCAGCGGCCGACACGGCGGGACGAACGGCGCAACCAGCGCGAGCGUAACGAGCAGCAUCAGGGGUGGCGUCGGCGGCGGGAACAGAGACCGGGACAGGAGUAGGGCCGGGUCGCUUAGGGUUGUAUCACUUCUAGGGGCGGCCACGGAGGUGGUGGCGACGCUAGGAUUGGAGCAUUUGCUGGUGGGGCGGUCGCACGAGUGCAAGUUUCCGCCGUCCGUGCUCGCGCUGCCGUGCGUCACGGCGCCCGCGGCGGCAGCGGGCAUGGAGAAGCAGAGCUGCGGCACCGCGCACGAUACGCUGUCGCAGCGCGUGCGGAAAGGCCUCUCGCGUUACCACGUGGACGUCGAAGCAAUAAAGCGACUGCAGCCGGAUGUGAUUAUAACGCAGGACGCGUGCGACGUGUGCCUCGUGACUGUAGCGGACCUCGAGGCGGCGUGCGCGGACUACUUCAAGCAGCGCGAGGAGUCAGGGCACGUGUGCCACGUGGUGUCGCUCAAGCCAAUCACAAUCUCGGACGUGUGGGACAACAUGGUUCAGGUCGCGGCGGCCGUCGGGCACAGGGAGAAAGGCUGCGUGCUCGUGCAGACGCUCAAGGCGCGGUGGUCGCUCGUGCGCCGGCAGGUUCCGCUCCGCGGGUCGUCUCCGCGCGUGCGCGUGGUGUGCCUGCAGUGGCUGCACCCGCUCAUGGGCGCGGGGUUCUGGGUUCCGGAGAUCGUCGCAUGCGCGGGAGGGAAGAGCCUGUCGGGGAAGCCCGGGGAGCGCACGGCCAUGCUAACUUUGGAAACCCUUCUAUCUUUGGACCCUGACGUCAUCAUCGCCAUGUGCUGCGGCUUGUCCAUGGAGGCGGUUCUAAGAGAGUUUCUUAACUUGGACGAUUUGCCCCAGUGGAACCGGUUGAGAGCGGUUCAGACGGACUCCGUCUUCGUGGCUGACGGCGACCGUUACUUUAACAACUCCGGGCCGACUAUAGUCGAGUCGGCGGAAAUCAUGGUGGAGAUUCUUCAUGCGCGCCGGUUCCCACACCAUAAAACCGCAUUGAACCGCUCUGGCGUUGCUGGUGGCGGUGAUAAUAACGCCCCCCUUUCCUCGUUUCGCAACAACCGCGUCAUGGGCUCGGGACACGGGGCAGCAGGCGCGGAAUCUCCGGAGAUCGAGAUUAAGUACGAGGGGAGGGCGUACGCGCAGUUAACAGGCGGGUGCGUGGGGGCGUGGCGCGCGCUCCUGGGGGAUGGCGGAGGGGUUGAUCAAGCAGGGGGAAACUGGGGAAGGCUGGACGCGGGGAUGGGGGGCGCUGGGGGGAGCGGUAGCGCGGGGGAUAGGGGAGGCGGGAGCGGAGAGGAGGGGGAGGGGUGGUUCGCGCAAUUGGCAUCGGAAGCAGCUGCUAAGGGCGCGAAGGAAGCGGCGCGGGAGGCAGCUUUGGUGGCGAAAGUGGGGGGGAAACAGCAAGGGACGCAAGGGUCGCAAGGGCAGGGGAGCAGCAAGGGAGAGGCGGCGAAGGUGGCGAACAACGAAGCUUUUGUUCCUCUUCGCCCGCCUCCUGGUUACACGGGAAGUGUCACAACAGCAAGCAGCAGCGCCGCAGCCGCCGCUGCUGCCGCCGCCGCCGCCGCUGCCGCUGCUGCCGCCGGUGCUGGCGCUUCUACCAGCCUGGCGGGUGGCGCAAGUGCUGCGCCCCCCGCGCCCGCUCCCGAGCCCUUGGCGCCCCUCCCCUCCCCGCCCGGGCGCAGCUCCAGGCGGUCGCUGUGGGGGCUGAAGCGGGGGAAAGGCGGAAAAGACGCGGAGGAGGGGGGGAUAGAGGCGGAGAGGAAGGAAGAGGGAGUGAGGAUAGAGGAAUCGCAAGCGCAGGAGCAAGUGCAGGAGCAGGCGCAGAAAUUAGCGCAGGAGGAGCAGGAGCAGGAGCAGGAGCAGGAGCAGGAGCAGGAGCAGGAGCAGGAGCAGGAGCAGGAGCGGAUACAGCAGCUGUUUCUGACCCAGUUGAGGUUAGAGGAGGGGGCACAGCAACAGACGCAGCCAGAGGCAACGACACAGCUUUACCAGCAGCCGCAGCAGGAGCAGGAGCCGCAGCAGGAGGAGGAGCAGCAGCAGGAGGACGCUUCCCCCGCCUCCCCCCCUCCGCCCGCCAUCUCCCUCACAGGCGCGGCGCUGAAGGCGGCGCAGCUGCGCGCGCUCUUCCUCGCGACCAUAGAGGACUCGCUCCCCGCGGACUGCCUUCUCCUCUCAGGCGGACUAGCCUCCACCAUAAUCGCGCACGCCGCCACCUCACUCAUCUGGCCGGGCAGCAUAGCCGCCGCGAUCACCGUCCUCGCGAGCCCCAAGGCCGCGGACAGGCUCCCCGCGGCGGCGGCCGCGCGCGGGUGUCAGCUGGGCGCGGGGAUGGGCGGGGGAGGGAGCGGGGGGCAUGUGUUUGUGGGGGGCGGGCCAGGGUUUCAGCCGGAGCAUCUGUUGGAGACGGAGUUGCGGUUUGUGGUGCGCGUAUUGAAGAGCUUCGACCCCGCUGAGAUCCGUAUGGGCGUGGUGCUGGCGGCGGGGCUGAGGGAGGCCAAGCGGCAGGGCUUUUGCUCCGUGAUGGUGGGCGAUGGCGCGGACGAGCUCUUCACUGCGUUUGACUUCAUGGUGCGAAUGAGCGAUGCCAAGCUACAGGAGUGUCGGCACCACAUGGUGGAUGUGCUGCGCUUCCCCUGUAGGGACCUCGCUCAGGCACUGGGUCUUGAGGUUCGGCAGCCGUUCCUGCACCCGGCCCUGCAGGAGUUCGCGUUGGGGCUGACCAAAGACGAGCUGCUGGGGGAGGGGCGCAGCGAGGAGUGGUGUGACUAUAACGAGGGCAAUCUCCUGCUGCGCAUGGCCUUCCCUGAAGUGGUCUCUGCUCGCCGGCCCAAGGACCCCAUCGAGGUGGGAGCCAGGACAGUGGCACUGACACGCCGCUUUGCACACAGGAUGGGAGGGAGGAGUUCAGAUGGAGUAGAGAGUAGGCUAAGUUUACUCAAUCCCCUCUGUGCUGCUUGCCCUUCUGACCUCUCUCCCCCACACCAUGUGGGAGCCGGCACAGUGGCACUGACACGUCACUUUGCAAGGAGGAUGGCACGGGAGGAGUUUCAGGUGGAGAGGCAGAGGGUGAGACGAGUCCACUCAAUGUCCCCCCUUCUCUCUUUGCCCUCCCCUGGUUAUGAUUAUGAUCUCUCGCCCUCACACAUCAGGUGUUUGGCGGACCUGUGCUCCCACGGGUGCAGCGCUGGCAGCCCAACGCCUGCUCUGUGCAAGGCUCUUCUGCUCACUUCAACGUCCCCCUAUGCUGCUGCCGCUGCCCCUGAUCCCUCUGGUUCUCUCGUGCAGGUGUUUGGCGGCCCUAUCCUCCCAGGAGUGCAGCGCUGGCAGCCCAACGCGUGCUCUGCCUGCGGCUUCCCGCCUCUCUUCCCAGACCAGCUGCUCUGUGCCACCUGUGGCGAAUGCUCCACGCGCAAACCCUCCUCCCGCCGCCGCUCCCAAACCAACAACACCGGCCCUGGUGCUGCUGGUGGCACGGGUGUUGGGAGCGGUGCUGGGGACGUUGGGGCAGGUGCAGAUGGGUUUGGAGGGGUUGGAGUGGGAUUGGAAGGGGUGCACGGGAGGGGCCAGUCAGGCGGGACUGGUGGCGGUUCUAACGGCCGGGGGAGGUUGGGUGAUGUGCCUCGCAGCCCCCGCCGCCCCUCUACUCCCCCUCGAGGCUCCUCCACCAGUGGUGCUUCCCCUUCCAAUGCUGGCAGCAGCGGGAGGAGGCAGUGGGGCUGCUGGGGCAACGCGGGAGCAGGAGGAGGAGGGGUGGCAGGAGGGCGAGAGGCGUUUGGAAUGGCAGAGAUAAGUGAGGGGUGUGGGGAGGGCGGGGAGUGGGGGGAGCAAGUGGUGGUGGAGGUGGCAGAGGAGGUGUGUGCGGCUCUCAAAAUCCACGCGUUGCUGCUCUCCUCUUACACUCACCCGCCCUCUGCCGCCUCUGCUCUCCACCAUUCCGACUCGCUCCUCUCCCUCGUUGCCUGUGUGGACGGCGGGUUGAGCGUGUGGGGCGAUAUUAUCGGCUCAAGCCAGUGCAGCGACGAGCCUGAAGGCGAUAGUGACUAUACCGGGCGGGACAAUAACGAGGAAAAGGAGAGGUGCCGGAGCGAGGGCGGGCAGAGGAGAGGCAGCCGGAGAGGGGGGAGGUGGAGGCGGAUGGGAGAGCGAGGAGGGGUGUCCGGCGGGGGAGGGUCGAUGGACGGUUCAGAUCGCGAGGAUGCGGAUGGGAUUACCGAAGGAACGGAGAUGUGGAGUGUUACUGAUGCGACGACAGAAGUGGCGGGGUUUAGUGAGAGUGACGAAUGGGGCGAUGGGGAUGGGGAUGGGUAUGGGGACGGGGACGGGGACGGCACACACGAAGGGCUGAGCAGCAGUGGCAGCUUCUCGGACUGUGCUAGUAGCUUUUCAGGGAGGGAAGUGGGGGCAGAGGCGCUUGGGGUUGGGGGAGGUGGGGAGAAGGGUUAUGUGCUGGGUGGGGAUGAGUGGGGGGACAGUGGCCAUGGCAGUGGAAGAUUUUUGACAAAGGGAGCGGAAGCAGCACCUAAGUACAGGAUGCUUGGUGCAGAAUUGGCAGCUAAGUCAUCCUUGGGACACCAGCAGCUCUCCACCACCUCCCCUACAUUUUACUGA
Messenger RNA from Closterium sp. Naga37s-1, 5364 nucleotides. Lineage: Eukaryota; Viridiplantae; Streptophyta; Zygnematophyceae; Desmidiales; Closteriaceae. The record is from the annotation of a GenBank genome assembly.